AUGCAAAUAUACGCUGCACAUACAUGUGGUUGCAUAGUUCUCAUUUCGAGCAUGAAACUUCGUAAAUUGGACUCUCAUAUACGCUGCACAUACAUGUGGUUGCAUAGUUCUCAUUUCGAGCAUGAAACUUCAUGUGUAAAUUAUGUAAAAAAAAUUCAGUUGUUAAUACAAUUUCCUCCAAUUUUGCCUAUUUGCUUGUUCAUAUGUGCGCAUGUGAACGCAUGUAUCAUUAGCUUUGCUCUGGAAAGGGAGAUUGCAGCUGCAGCAGAGAAGCUAGCAGAAUGCCAGGAGACCAUAUUUCUUCUUGGCAGGCAACUAAAUUCUCUGCGCCCUCCAUCAGAAUCUCUUGGCUCCUCUUCAAAUAGUAGACAACCAAUGAGUGAUGGAGUUCUUGAAGAUGAACCAAGCGCCGAUGGCUUUACCAUUAGACAAGCGACGCUCAGCCCACAACACUUUGAUCAGUUUGAAAUAGAAAACAUAACUACAUCAGUAGCACUGAGCACAGGAGGGGAAUCCCCCUUAAAUGGAUACAACUCCUACAUGAGUCUACCCGACACUGAAUCAGGUCCAUUUCCAAAAUCACCUCUCGAGUCCAGGCACCAAAAGCACAAGGUGACAAGAUCAUCAUCGUCUUCUUCCUCAGCAGAGAAACAUGGGAGGGGAUUUAGCAGAUUUUUCUCAAAGGGUAGGAGUGAACACUGAGAAUCAUCAUGGUAUUGGCUCAUCUGUUUCAGUAUUGGGGAAUGCCUUGUUCCUAAUUUGUUGAGCUGCAAAACUUUGGAAGUUCUAUGAUUUUUGUUCAUAUGUGAUCUAUACAAGUAAGACGCAUUGUGGUUCUUUCACGGUGAAGCUCAUUGUAUAUUUGUGUGGAA
Asparagus officinalis (garden asparagus) is the source of this 872-nucleotide messenger RNA. RefSeq lists its product as uncharacterized. The transcript is spliced from 3 exons. The record is from RefSeq and is a predicted model, not a curated record. Lineage: Eukaryota; Viridiplantae; Streptophyta; Magnoliopsida; Asparagales; Asparagaceae. The coding region runs from base 1 to 702 and encodes 233 amino acids.